AUGGCACAGUCAAGUUAUAAUAUUAAGGAUGUGUAUAAAGAAUUUAAUAAGAUCGAUGGCUAUUUUAGUGAGAUUCUGAAGUUUGAAUCAGUAACAAUUCUAACAGCUAAUGGACCAAUCAAAAAAUAUUGUCAUUACGGGAGUAACUCAAGAAAAGUUGAUUGUCGCGAUUAUUUUGAAAUGGCUAGUUCUGGUGUUAUUCAUUUGCUAAAAAAUUUAAUGGGUAAGAAUGUUUUAGAUUAUGAUAAACUUGCCGAAUACGCUAUUUUAUGGUUAAGUUAUAAACUAAAUCAAAAGCCAAAAAAUAAAUUUACCAAAUUAAACGAAUUUUAUACUCAUUAUAUAUUAAAAAAUAACUGUUAUAAUGAGAAAAUAAAAAAUAGUGGUAGUACGACUUAUAAGGAUAUUAUAGAUAAAAAAAAAGAUUUGAUGAAUAUAAAUAUUAAAGAAAUAUUAAAAUUUUAUGACGAAUUAAAAACCUUAUGUAACAUGUAUGAUGAUUGUAAUGAAAACAAUAUGAAUUGCGAAAAUUGUUCGCAAAAAGCUAAUGAAUUUGUUCAAAAUUUUAAAAAACUCAAUAACGAUUCUAAUAAUAUAGAAGGCAGUUCAUAUAAUAAAAUGUUAUCUAUAUUAUCAGAUGAUUAUAACAAUUUAAUAAAUAAAUGUACCAAUCUUUCAUCUAUUCCAAAAAUAAAACCUAAAAAAAAUUUUGGACAAGAUGAUGCAGAAAUUUUUGUAGCUACACCAAGUUCGUUGAUAUUAAACACAGUAAUUCCAGGUUUAUCGACAUUUUCUGUAAUACCGGCUUUCUUGGGAAUUGCUUAUAAGUAUUCAUUAUUUGGAGUUGAUAAAGUAUUUCAAAGACAAUAUAUAAGAAAAAAAUUAAAAAAAUUAAAGAAGAAAAUGAAACUUAAUAUAUGA
Molecule: messenger RNA, 921 nt
Organism: Plasmodium vinckei vinckei
Lineage: Eukaryota; Apicomplexa; Aconoidasida; Haemosporida; Plasmodiidae
Product: CIR protein PIR protein
Exons: 3
Coding region: 1-921 (306 amino acids)
Source: RefSeq, a predicted model, not a curated record